UCCUCUUCUUCCCCUCGCCCCUCCCCUCCCCUCCCCUCCCCUCCCCUCUAUCUGGAUAGGGUUUCGCAUUCCCUCUGCGGCUUUCUUUUACUCUCUCUCUCCACUUGGAUGGACCAUUAUUCCGACGGAUUUUCCUUUCAGGUGCCUGCUUUAGGGUUUCACCAUCGGAGCUUCUCUGUGCGCAAUGUCUCUGCAACUUUAUGCAACAGCGAUUGUUCUGGUUUCUUGGUUCUUUUUAUGAAAAUAAGGUUCGAAGAAAUCCAUUGUUUUGGUUCUUUUUGUGAAAAGAGGAGCUGAAGAAAGCCAUUGAUUUUUCGCUCUAUCAGACUCUUCUCUCUGGUUAUUGAAAAAUCUUGGUAGAAGAAGAAUAAGAAGUAAAGAAAGUGGAGACGAUGAAUUGCGGAUGCGGGCAGGAGGGUGAGGUUUGCUCUGGCCAGGCUGAGCCACCAGACCCUGAUGUUCUUGAACUGGAUCCCACCCGCCGAUAUGUUCGGUUCAAAGAUGUAUUGGGCAGAGGGGCAUUCAAGACAGUUUACAAGGCAUUCGACGAAUUCGAUGGAAUAGAAGUAGCAUGGAACCAAGUGAAGAUUGACGAAGUGUUGCAGUCCCCCGAGGACUUAGAAAGGCUUUACUCGGAAGUGCAUCUUUUGAAGUCAUUGAAACAUGAAAACAUAAUCAAAUUCUACAAUUCUUGGAUCGAUGAUCAAAACAAGACAGUGAAUAUUAUCACUGAGCUGUUCACUUCAGGAAGCCUGCGCCAAUAUCGGAAGAAGCAUAGGAAGAUAGACAUGAAGGCUGUCAAGAGUUGGGCGAGACAGAUUUUGCAAGGCUUAGUUUAUCUUCAUAGCCAUAACCCGCCCAUAAUACAUAGGGACCUCAAGUGCGAUAACAUAUUUAUCAAUGGAAACCAUGGCGAAGUGAAGAUUGGGGAUCUUGGGUUGGCUACAGUUAUGCAGCAGGCCAAUGCUCAUAGUGUUAUUGGCACUCCUGAGUUUAUGGCGCCUGAGCUCUAUGAGGAGGAUUACAAUGAGCUGGCUGAUAUUUAUUCAUUUGGCAUGUGCUUGCUUGAAAUGGUCACAUUCGACUAUCCGUACAGCGAAUGUUGGAAUUCUGCCCAAAUUUAUAAGAAGGUUUCAUCUGGGAUAAUGCCAGCUUCUCUUAACAAAGUAAAGGACCCCGACAUGAAGUGCUUCAUAGAGAAAUGCCUCGUUCCAGCGGCUAAAAGAUUGCCAGCUAAGGAACUUUUGAAGGAUCCUUUUCUUAAAUUGGAUGGUCUUCGAGAGUCUUUUGGGCAUGAUUCCCUUCCCUUACCCGAUAUUAUAUUCCCCAAAACCGGUGCAUUUGGAGACCGGUGUGUCUUAUCAGAGGAUACCACUAAUGUACAUCCAGUGGGCACCACCAUGGACAUAGAUGAUGAUGAAGAUGAGGAGUAUGGGCUCCCCAUAGUCACCAUAGUUGAGAAUGGCAUAGUUGAUGGCCCUCCAUCUCCGAGCCUGGAGGUGCAAAUGUCAAGGAAAGACCAUGACUUCAGGCUAAAGGGGGAGAGAAAUGACCAGAAUACCAUAUCACUGAUAUUGCGGAUAGCUGACCUAAGCGAGCCAAAAAUACUGCUUCUGCUUGGGAAGUCAGCAGGAAAAGGUCGAGUAAGGAACAUCCACUUUCUGUUUUACCUCGACAGUGAUACAGCACUCUCAGUCGCAAGUGAAAUGGUUGAGCAACUUGAACUCUCUGAUCAGAAUGUAACCCUCAUAGCUGAGUUGAUUGAUUUGUUAGUAUUCAAUCUUGUGCCCAACUGGAAACCUUGCAUGCCAAUCGACAAAUUGGUCACUUUAGAUGGGAUUAAAAUUUCUCAAAGCCCACCAAGCAAAAGCUCUGAAUUGCUUGAAAAUCCCAAUCACUUCACUGGAGAUUCAAUUAAAACCAGCUGCUCCAUCCAAAACAUGAUACAAACCGUCGACAUUUUGAGCCCUCCACCUGUCUGUUACGCAAGCUUGGAAGAAGGCUCUGUUAAGCCUACAUGUGAAUCUCAAAAUAUGGUUAGUAUAGAAGAGAGGACGUCCAAUAUUAAGCCUACAUGUGAAUCUCAAAAUAUGGUUAGUAUAGAAGAGAGGACGUCCGAUGUUAAGCCUACAUGUGAAUCUCAAAGUAUGGUUGGUAUAGAAGAGAGGACGUCCGAUGUUUCAUUUGUUUCUGCAGUUUCCACCGAAGAGGGCGAGAAGAAGUUAUCCAUCACAUGUAUCUGUUUAGAUUCGGGUUGUGAAGCAUUUAGUCACCAUGAUAUGACACAAAAGAGAGAAUCAAACCAUGAUAUGACACAAAAGAGAGAACCAAGUAAGAGAAACGAUGUUCGCGGGGUAUCUAGGGAGAAUACCAAUGGUGAAAAAGAAGCCUCCACUAACUCAAUGACAUCCAAUGAUUUGUCAACAUCAUUUAGCAUGCUGAGCAAUGCUUCCUCUGUGGUUUCUGCUGGUUUGAAUGAGGACAAGGAGUUGAGAGCAGAGUUGGAGAUGAUAAACUUGGAGUUCCAUCGUGUUAUCGAGGAGCUCUUGAGUAAGAAGCAUCAAGCAAUAGAGGCAGCGAAGAAGAGGUUGAAUCAAAAGAAGAUUUCAGCUCACUAACCAUUCACUUAUUUGAUUAUUAACUCAGUGUGCAUUUGAAGAGGCCAGAUAUGGGUUAUUUACUGGAAGAGAAGACUCAAAAUUACUAAUCAAAAUUCAUUGUCUAUAAAUCACUCUUAACAUGGAUCAUAUUCUAUUGCAUUCUCCUCCCAUUCUGUUAAAUGCAAUUAAUUGGUGAUUAUUAGCUCAAUUGGCAUUUGAAGAGGCCAGAUUGGGUUACUUUACUGGAAGAGAAGUCUCAAAUGUACUCAUCAAAAUUCAGUGUCUAUAAAUCAUUCUUAACAUGGAUCAUCUUCUACUGCAUUCUCCUCCCUUCCUGUUAAAUGCAAUUAAUUGGUGAUUAUUAACUCAAUUUGCAUUUGAAGAGGCCAGAUAUGGGUUGCUUUACUGGAAGAGAAGUCUCAAAUGUACUCUUAUCAAAAUUCAUUGUCUAUAAAUCACUCUUAGCAUGGAUCAUCUUCUACUGCA
Amborella trichopoda is the source of this 3086-nucleotide messenger RNA. It is a transcript of the gene WNK6, whose product is annotated as WNK family serine/threonine-protein kinase 6. The record is from RefSeq and is a predicted model, not a curated record. NCBI's taxonomy places the organism in Eukaryota, Viridiplantae, Streptophyta, Magnoliopsida, Amborellales, Amborellaceae. Gene Ontology annotation, biological process: protein phosphorylation. Gene Ontology annotation, molecular function: ATP binding; protein kinase activity.